ACUACGGCCUAUUCAUGCUUUAUCCCCUGGGCAGGUUGCUGCAAUGUGAACGCGUCAAGUUUUGCAUCUCCCCCCGUUGCGCCUGCCUGCCUCUAUCGACCAGAUGCACCUGCCUCACCGCAUGCACUUGUCUGCUUGGACAAUCCAGAGAUCCGCCUCACACUUCAGAAAGUGCAUCGUGCUCCACCUACUUCACGAUCCAACUCACAAAUACACCUUUAUAUCACAUUCCGCUUUCUGACCUCAUCUCUAUCAAUGCCCUGCCCCGCGACAAGUUACUGUAAAGCCUUUUUGAGCAUGCAAAACAUGCAUUUUGAAAGUUGAAUGAAGCAAACGUGCUGAAGCUUGACCGGUCGUGUGCAAGGCUGAAUGAUCGACGUCUACUUCACUAGCACUGCCAGUCGUCAAUACUGGUCUGAAGCCAGAUCUGCAUCAUGUCCCAAUGUCAGAUCCUUCGAGCUCAUUAUACGCGUCAACAUGUGAGCGCAACGCAUGGAGCUCCCUCGUCAGUCGCAGCAUCGCCGCCUGGGACGACAUCACCCCGGAGGAUCUCGCCGAGCGCGCUGACCUCAUUGCCAGGUCCACACUUGCGGGUUACUCCUCCUUGGACGAUUUUCUCGGCCAAGCCGGACCCGGAGGGCAAGAGCUUGCGUUCACAACAGGAUACGCUCGCAUCCCAGCAGUGGAAGCACAUAUGGGUACACUGGACGUGUAUGCCCCAAGAUCCUCGAUCAAAAUCCGAGGAGGCGUACUUACGAAAUGUCUGCAGGCAUCAUACGCGACUGCGGGUUCACAUACCAUUGCCCGCCUUUCGAGCCAAGGCUCUGGAGUACGACGUUGCUGAGUUUGUACUCACUUGUGACGAAAGCAAUUUCUAUAAGGCAUCAGACAUUCAGAAAUUCCGGCGACAUAUCGACGAGAUGGUCGCAACCAGCGUACAGGGAGUGCUGAAGUAACUUGGCUA
Macroventuria anomochaeta is the source of this 964-nucleotide messenger RNA. RefSeq lists its product as uncharacterized. The coding region runs from base 435 to 956 and encodes 173 amino acids. The transcript has a single exon. The record is from RefSeq and is a predicted model, not a curated record. NCBI's taxonomy places the organism in Eukaryota, Fungi, Ascomycota, Dothideomycetes, Pleosporales, Didymellaceae.